Brachypodium distachyon (stiff brome) is the source of this 2092-nucleotide messenger RNA. RefSeq names its product protein IQ-DOMAIN 32. NCBI's taxonomy places the organism in Eukaryota, Viridiplantae, Streptophyta, Magnoliopsida, Poales, Poaceae. The record is from RefSeq and is a predicted model, not a curated record. Gene Ontology annotation, molecular function: protein binding. Bases 748 to 1878 code for a protein of 376 amino acids. The transcript has 2 exons.
AAGAAAAAAGAAGAAGAAGAAAGGGUACAAACAGACACUAGCCAUCGAUCGAAUUAUCGGCACAAACUCUGUGAGAUCAAAUUAAGUUGCUGAAAGAUGCAGAGACAUUCAGCCAUUCAGGGCAGCCACAAUACAGUAGAACCUUCCCCUUGGAUCAUGAGCCACAAAGCAGUUGGUGUACCAUGCCUGCCUUUCUGUAAUAGUAAGGUUUUAGGAGUACCACUGGUGCUGCAUGCUACUGCUGUUAAAUGGCUGUAGACCUGGUGCCCACAUUGACAAUUUUGGGUUUCAGUAACAGCUCACUAAUUCACCAUGAAUAGCAAUUAAGCUGAUCCAUCUCAUGCCAGGCCCUAAUUGGCCUGGACAAAUCACUUCCCCCUUUUCUGAAACUUAUGCAGUGAAAGGCGACAGUUGGUUGUGUUUGUGCUGGGUACAGAAAUUACAGAUAUGGUAGUAAUAUCUAUUUACUUAGCCCCAUUUCACUCCACAGACCAUUUCGUUUCACUGGACAUACCACAUAGUAGAACUGUACAAGCAGAGAGCGUUUGAAGGUAUCAAGAUUCAAGAAUCCAUCCAUCGUGUUGAGAUCGUUGGAUCAAUUUCCUAUUUUCUGAAAAGCUUCUGUUCUGCUCAAUUCUUCUUCUGAUUAUUGGCUCUGCAUGACUGCACGAAGCUGCUGCAGAGACUGUAACAGAGUAGUGCAGGUGGUGGUGGCAGCAGGAUCGUAGAGCGGUUUCUUGUGCAGAGAUGGGCAAGGCGGGCAGGUGGCUGAGAAGCUUCCUGACAGGCAAGAAGGGCAAGGACAAGGGGCCGGGGAAAGGCGACGGCCCGCCCCCGGCGCCGGCCGCGAAGGAGAAGAGGCGCUGGAGCUUCCGCCGCGCCCCGGCGGCGGCGUCGGGGAGCACGACGUCUCGUGGACAGCUCGCGUCCACGUCGUCGCCCCACUGCUUCUCAGAGGCGGCGCGCGUCGCGACGGCGCAGAAGGAGGAGGACCAGCAACACGCCGCCGCCGCCGCCGUGCCCGAGCCCGGGGCCGCCAAGAUCGCCGCCGCCGUCAAGAUCCAGUCGGCCUUCCGGUCUCACCUGGCGAAGAAGGCGCUGUGCGCGCUGCGGGGGCUGGUGAAGCUGCAGGCCAUGGUGCGUGGCCAGCUGGUGCGGCGGCAGGCGGGCGCCACGCUCCGCCGCAUCGAAGCUCUCGUCGCCGCCCAGCGCCGCGCCAGGGCCGCGCACCUCCGCCUCCGCCUCCUCCUCGACGACGACGCCGGCGCCGGCACGCCGCCACGGCGCCGCCGCUCGCCGCAGCACAACCAGCAGCAGCGGCGGAACAGCAGCUGCUGCUCGACGCCGCCGGGGGCAAAGGGCGCCGGGAUGCCGACGCCGAUGCCGAUGCCGAUGCCGGCCGCGUCGGGGGAGGAGGACGCGAGCGCGCAGACGUGCAGCGGCAGGCUGGACGACGACGAGCAGCACUACUCGGCGUCGGCAUCGGCAUCGGCGUCGGCGUCGGCGCUGUCGUCCUCGGAGGCGGUGAGCGGCGGGCCAAGGCGCGCGAGCUACAUGGCCAACACGGAGUCGUCGCGGGCCAAGGCGCGCCGGUCGCAGAGCGCGCCGCGGCAGCACCACCACCGGCACCCCUUGGCGGCGGCCGGGGCCGGGGCCGGGUUCUCGCCGUCGCCGUCGCGCAGGGCUUCGAUCGACCCGCGGGACCUCCUCGGCGAGCCGCGCGCGCUCGAGCCCGGGAGGAGGAGCUCCGACGAGCGGCCGUGCCCGUGGGCGGCGCGGCUGGAGUGCAUGGGCGCGUCGUCGGCCCCCGGCAACGGCAGCGAGUGCGGGUCGACGUCGGGCACUGUGGUGACCUCGGCGGCGCGCAUCCCACGAUGAUCUCUCUCCGCUUAUCUCUUGGAGCUAAGGCUCUGACAUAGCACGUAGCACAUCCAGCUCAAAAAUCACGGCGGAAAUUCAAAAUCAUAACGCGAAUAAUAUACUCACUCUUUUUAGAAAGGUUAACGCAUUUGGUUUCGCUGAAACAAGUUCUCAAAAGUUCUCGCUGAUAAUUGUGAUUUUCUAUUAUAUAAAUCAUAUACUAAUAAAUUUA